UUUUAGACCCCAGGAACCCGAGGCAGCGAUGACGGAUAGGCUGAAGACGCAGUCGCCGGCAGACUUCUGGUUUGGGACAACACUUGGGGAAGGCGCGUAUGCGCGGGUGGUGCAUGCGCGACUGAAGGCGACAAACGAGGAGUUUGCAGUCAAGAUCAUGGAGAAACGCUUCAUCAGCAAGGAGAAGAAAGUCAAGUUCGUGAUGAUGGAGCGCAAGGUGUUCUCGAAAGUGUCGCACGAUCGCAUUGUAAAGCUGUCGUUCUCGUUCCAAGAUCGCAAUUACCUGUACAUGGUCAUGGAGCUGUGUCGCGGCGGCGAAUUGCUCGACGUGAUUGUCAAAGCGCAAAAGGAGCAGGCCGCGCGAGGCGUCACGAACAAAGCAUGUUCGUUUGACGUAACGCAGUUUUUCAUCGCCGAAGUCAUUGAAGCCCUGGAAUACCUUCAUGAAAUGGGCAUCAUCCAUCGAGACAUCAAGCCCGAAAACAUUCUCCUUAACGAAGCCGGCCACUUGAAGAUCACCGACUUUGGCACGGCCAAGGACGAGACGGAAGAAGGCGCGCGCCAAAACACGUUUUGCGGCACGGCCGAGUUUGUCUCGCCCGAAGUACUCCGCGACCACGAAGCGUCCCGCGGCUGCGAUCUCUGGGCCGUCGGGUGCAUGAUCUACCAGAUGCUCGUGGGGCGGCCCGCGUUUCGUGCCGAAAACGAAUACCUGACCUUCCAGCAGAUUUUAAACCACCCGGCCGAGGAUUUCUCGUACCCCGAGGGGUUCCCAGAAGUCGCGCAGGACUUGUGCUCGCGGCUGCUGCUACAAGACCCCAAGGCACGGCUGGGGGCGGGUACCAACGCCGACGGCAACGGGUACGACGCGUUGAAGAGCCAUCCGUUCUUUACAGGCAUCAACUGGGCGACGUUGGGUCGGUCCACGUCGCCGUACGUACCGCACAUUUCGCCGCUGCCCCCCACAGACAGUGACGGAGCGACGGAAGACUGGCUGUUCGCAGGGGUUGCUACGGAACUCAACAUUUCGUCGGGGCUCAUGGCAGAGCCCAUGAUCGUCCACGCGGCGGCGUACGUUUGCAUGCGACACGGUAUAUGUACAUUGAUGGACGUCGUUGUGUGUGCUUGCGAUAGGGAGACGGCGGCGACAGCAACGCACGUCGUGGCACCGCAGCCAUCGCAUUCGAAUCCGGUCGAAGUAGCGCGGGCCAAGGCGUCCGUGCCGCCGCAAUCGUCCCGCAUGAACUCGUUGUGGAAUCGGUUCUUACUGGAUGACGAAGUGAUUCGCAUGAGUGGCCUCGUGAGCAAGCGCAAGGGUCUGUUCUCCAAGACUCGCCAAGUAACCAAACUAUCAUACGUACCAGCCAGGCUGUUGGCUUUGAACAUGUCCAUCAUGUAUGUAGUUCAUCUUGACGUCCAAGCCGCGCUUGAUCUACAUAGACGCCAUCCGCAUGCGGCAAAAAGGCGAGAUCCCGUGGUCCGACUCGUUGUACAUCACGGUCAAGAAUAGCCACCAAUUCGACGUUGUCACACCGAAUCGCGUGUACCACCUGACGGACCAAGUGAACGGGUCCAAGAAGUGGGCGGACGCGAUCAACGCGGCGCUCGUUCAACGAAAAUAGAUAGGACUACAUGGACACACCAUCUGUAUGGCGGAUUAUGCGUCCAUGUAGUGUAAUAUCCAUCGUAUCUCCACGAGACUGCCGACUCGCGUCGUGGGAAUAGAUACGAGUUAAUAGACUUCUCAAGCUCAUGUCAAACGA
This is a messenger RNA of Aphanomyces astaci, 1763 nucleotides long. RefSeq names its product AGC/PDK1 protein kinase, variant 2. Gene Ontology annotation, molecular function: protein serine/threonine kinase activity; ATP binding. The record is from RefSeq and is a predicted model, not a curated record. The transcript has 11 exons. The coding region runs from base 29 to 1510 and encodes 493 amino acids. Gene Ontology annotation, biological process: peptidyl-serine phosphorylation; intracellular signal transduction. Lineage: Eukaryota; Oomycota; Saprolegniomycetes; Saprolegniales; Verrucalvaceae.